AUGGGACUGCUCCUCCAAGACGAUCCCGCCUUUGACCUCGACAAGGCUUCCGCCAUGGCCGGCCGACGCUGCAUCGCCACGGGUCGCCGCCUGGCCUCUGCGUUGACGUCCUUUUUCCGCAUCACCGACCGCGCCUUCGUCUUCUCCCUCGCCACAACGUCGAUCCUAGCCAGCAAGUGCCUUCACAUUUACAUCCAUGCCCAGGUCCUCUCCCGCGGCGAGUUGAUACAAUGGCUGCCCAGUCUCUUUGCGCAGGACACGGCCAUUGUCCUGCUCCUCCGCUUCCUGCUCGACAACAAGGCCCUCGGGCGCUUCGGCGGCGGCUGGUUCCGCUUCCUUGCCACAGCCUUUUCUACCUUGGUCGCUCUGGUCCAGCUCUUUCUCGCCGUCUCCAACAUUUCCUUUUAUCUCAUGAUUGGCGGGGAGCCGCGCUGGCGCAACGCCGGCCUCGUUGCCGACUCUAACACCUGGGCCAUUAUGCUUACCGGCCUCUGGGCCUUUAUCUCUGCCAACGUCGGCCUCUUCUUUGGCAGCCUGGUUCUCAAGAGCCCCUUGUUCUUCUUCGCCGAUAUCAUGCUUGAUGUUGUCAAGGCUGCCAUGGGUAUGAUUCUUAGCAAGAUUGGUAGCUGCGGUCGCAGUCGCAACAAUGUCGAAUACGUCCCCGUCAGCAAAGAAGAGCUGUACGACGAUAUCGAGUCUUCAUAUUCCGAACCUACUGGCCCCUGUACUGCCUCUCACCGUGAUCCCAAACUACGACUUCUCUAUAUCGGCACUGCAGUGUUCCUCUUCGUCCAGAUUCUCACUUGGAUUCUCCAGCCUGCCGAGCAAGCUUACAUCUUUCUCUCCUGGACCGCCAUUGCUAUGCCCAUUGUCGACUACCUGCGUGGCUCCGACUCACCGCUCACCAACAUCAUCCCCGUAUACGAAAAGAGCAUGGACCAAAAGUGGAAUAUCCCCUUUACACUCGCUCAACCCACUCAGUUUGACUGGCUACCCAAGCAGGGCAGCGCUCCCGCCGGCUUUGACGACUGGUACGGUGAGGAGAAGCAGCACUACGAUCGCAAGAUGGACCCCCUCAGCCAGCCAAACUACGACAAGGAGCUCCUUGACUCGCUCAAGGGCAAGCUUUCUGAGGUUUCUAUCCGAAAUGUCGUGUUCCUCUUCCUCGAGUCUACGCGAAAGGAUGUUUUUCCGUUCAAGAAAGACGAAUAUAUUUAUAACAAGAUGCGCGAGACGUGGAGCAACAAGCAGCUUCCGGAAGAGGCAGAAGAAAGAGCUGCCACUCUUACUCAGAACGCUCGCUACCUAACCGGCGACUAUAACGACGGUUUCGAUCACAAGGAUACCCCCCGACGCGGCGGUAUCAAUGUCAACAAGAACACACCCUCGGCCACCUAUACACUGAAGAGUUUGACUGGUGGUCUCUGCGGCAUCAACCCCCUUGUUGCCGACAUGAACAAGGAAUACAACUAUCAUAUCUAUCAGCCCUGUCUUCCUCACAUCCUCAAGGUCCUCAACGGGCUCACCGAUGGGAGCGACUCGGAAGGCUUCCUCAACCGCCCGUUUAACAACUCCUUCAUGAUGUCGGUGACGGGACAGUACGACCAUCAGUACGAAUUGAUGAAGGGUAUCGGCUACCUGGAAGACGAAAUGGUGGACUCGGAGUACUUGCACAGCGACAAGGCCGCGUUUGGCAACGCCACCGUUGAAGACGUGCGCUACGAUGGAAUGCCUGAACCGGCUAUAGAAGAAUAUUUCCGCGAUGCCUUGCGUACGUCGCGCGAAAACGACACGCGCUUAUUCCUCACGCACCUGACGAGCUCGACGCAUUUCCCAUACGGCCUCCCUGGCGACGAGGUCUAUGUGCCCAUGGUUCAGGAGGAUGCCAACAACCACCUGCAGGACAUUUCCAAGCACCUCAACGCCGUCGGCUACGUGGACCGCUGGGUCGGCCACCUCCUCGACAUGAUUGAGGAAGAGGGUGCGGCCAACGACACACUAAUUGUGCUCGUCGGCGACCACGGCGUGCCCGUCAUUGAAAUGGGCGGCGCGUCGCCGUGGGGUGUCCCCAGCGUGGGUAGCUUCCACGUACCCCUCGUAUUUUCACACCCGCACCUGCCCGUCAUCAACAUCAACGAGCUCGUGAGCUCCAUGUCGAUGCUGCCGACGGUGCUCGACCUGCUCCUAGAAACGGGCGGGCUCAACAUGGCGCAGCAAAAGGCGGCGCGCGAGCUGCUCCACACGUACGAGGCGCCGUCGCUGCUGCGGCCGCUGACGGCCGAGGACCGGCGGUGGUACUUUACCAGCGUCAGCCCCGGCGGGCAGACGAUUUCGACACGCAGCAUGGACAGCCCGCGCUGGCGGCUGCUGGUGCCGCUGAUCCAGGACGCCGAGUGGUACUUUUCGGACCUGGAGACGGAUCCGCACGAGGAGAGCCAGGUGGCGUCGUUUGACUUUGUCGGCAUGCUCCGGGCGGUCGAGACCAAGUACGGCGUCGAGGCGGCCAAGUGGGCAGAGGAGGCGGCGUUUGCGACGAGAUGGUGGGUGGCGGAUAAUCACCAGCGGUGGCGCUAUAUUUAA
Molecule: messenger RNA, 2580 nt
Organism: Cordyceps militaris CM01
Lineage: Eukaryota; Fungi; Ascomycota; Sordariomycetes; Hypocreales; Cordycipitaceae
Product: sulfatase domain protein
Exons: 1
Coding region: 1-2580 (859 amino acids)
Source: RefSeq, a predicted model, not a curated record